This is a messenger RNA of Daldinia caldariorum, 1964 nucleotides long. RefSeq names its product cytochrome P450. The coding region runs from base 143 to 1897 and encodes 584 amino acids. The record is from RefSeq and is a predicted model, not a curated record. The transcript is spliced from 4 exons. Lineage: Eukaryota; Fungi; Ascomycota; Sordariomycetes; Xylariales; Hypoxylaceae. Gene Ontology annotation, molecular function: monooxygenase activity; oxidoreductase activity, acting on paired donors, with incorporation or reduction of molecular oxygen; iron ion binding.
GUCUGUGUCAGUGAUUACUUGAUAAGUGAGGCUUUUUGGAGUCUAAUAAAUGUAUGGAUGCCCGCCUAAGGUAAUUAGUGCUAUGAUAUAAUCUGUUCUUUGAUCAUGAUCAUUUUGAUAUCUCCCAUUGCGGAUCAAGAAGAUGCCCUCCCUUGUGUUGACUCUUUGGAUAUCUUUGACUCUCGGGGCAGCAUGGUCUUUGUAUUCAGGUUACUGUUUAUAUUGUAACUAUGUUGAAGCCACUAAGAUCGGUAUUCCCAUUCGUAUACUCCCGAUUGACCACCUCAAUAAGCUAUGGCUCCUAGUGGACAAACAGGUCGUUUCGGUGGUUCGGCGACUCCCGGGCGUAUUGGGUAACAACACCUUCACUAGGUUCAACUACCGUGGCUGGCACGAACAUGACGGCACCCGUGCGCAUGAUGAGAUGGGCGAAGCUUUCAUAAUAGUCACGCCAUCUCACAUCUGGCUCUAUAUUGCGGAUCCGGUUGCACUGAUGGACAUGUAUCGCCGGGGAAAAGACUUCCCACGUUGGAUAGAGAUAACAAAAAUGCUGGACGUAUUUGGAGGACCAAAUAUAGCAACCGCAUCGGGGGAGCAGUGGCGAGUGCAUCGGAAGAUCAUCAAUUCUUGCCUCCACGAGAAAUGCAACUCGAUCGUAUGGUCUGAAGCUGCGUUGCUCGGUGACGAAAUGGCGCGUUACUGGGCAUCAAAGGGCGUCUUUACAAGUGUUGGAGAAGACACACGAACAGUAUCUCUCCAUAUUCUAAGCAGGGCUUGCUUUGGCCAAUCCUUUGCAUUCGAGGGCCACGACGAGAGGCCAUCAGCCAGCCCGUCGGCAAGUUUUCGUAUUUCAUUGUUGACAAUCAUGGAGGCCGCACUUCUCAUCCUUGCCCUGGGGCCGUCGUUUUUCAUGAAUCCGUGGCUGCCUCUUCCGCGACGUUGGCGGAUCAUCGGCGAGGCGUGCGCCAAGUUCAAGGGACACAUGACAAAUCUCUACAACGAGAAGUUCCGCGCCCUCAGCGAGGGUCACUUGCAAGAAGAGACAACGCUCAUGACCUCACUUAUUCGCGAAUCUCAGAAAAGGGGCGACGGAAAGGGGUUGACCGAAGCUGAGAUCUACGGCACCAUGUUUGUAGUCAGCUUCGCUGGUCAUGAUACUACCGCGCACCUCCUUACCUAUGCGAUCUUCUUCCUCGCAGCCAACCCAUCCGUUCAGGAAUGGCUUGCCCACGAGUUACGGGAAGUCUUAGGUGACAGACCUCGGGAAGACUGGAGUUAUCACACCGAUUUUCCCCGACUUAAGCGCUGCCUAGCUAUCCUCUAUGAGACAUUACGUCUCAAGACACUUGUGGCAGAAGUUAAGUGGACGGGCAACAAUGUACACUCCCUAGAUAUCGGCGGUCGGACUUUAACGAUCCCACCGAAAACUCUGCUUAUACCCAGCUACAAAUAUGUUCACCAGCAUCCAAAGUUCUGGGGACCAGAUGCGCAAAGCUGGCUACCGAAUCGAUGGAUCGGAAAGGCCAAGGAUGGCGAACCGGCCGCGGCAGCACAGACCCGAAAUCCGGUGGAGCCAAACGAGGACUUGCAGAGGCUGAACAACGGUGUAGAUGACGAAGUUUUACUCCCGCCUCCAUCUCGUGGAAACUACCUUGGCUGGUCCGAGGGAGCGCGGGAUUGCCCCGGGAAAAAGUUUUCCAAGGUUGAAUGGGUAGCCAUCCUGGCGGCUCUCUUCCGCGACUGGAAGGUAGAGCCACGUCUCCUAGAAAACGAGACGUUUGCCGAAGCACGUGCAAGGACACUGAAUGUCAUAGAGGAAGAAACGGACUACGGGGGGUUACUACUACAGUUGAUGCAUCCGGAGAAGGUGCCGUUGGUUUGGAGUCGCAGGUGUUAAAAUUAGGGGAACUUUCAAUGCAUUGGAAAUCUUAAGGACCUAUUAUAGAAGCAAAUAUAGAUUUGAC